Messenger RNA from Darwinula stevensoni, 1306 nucleotides. Lineage: Eukaryota; Metazoa; Arthropoda; Ostracoda; Podocopida; Darwinulidae. The record is from the annotation of a GenBank genome assembly.
AUGGUCUCGGGGAGAAGCCACGCUCGCAACCCCAGCGAAGCGACGACGAUGAAGCCUUCCCUGCUGCUCGUCGCUCUGGUCUGCGUCGGAGCCUCCUGGGCUCAUCCCCCAGCGGUGCUUGGAGGAACGGGAGGAAGACCGGGAUUCCCUCCCUUCCAUGCACGACCUGAAUUUCAUGGGUCAGAACACGUCGUGGAAUGGGGAGGAAUGUCGAAGAUGGACACACUCUUCCAUGAUCACAACGUACUUGGGAACCUUGAAAAGGUCUGGGGAGAGUUACGGAAGCAUAUGACCGGAUUCGGGACCAUGAUCCGGGUGAUCCAGGCUUUCGUGGCCCAGAAUCCCUGGAAUUGGGACUCCGGAACCUUAAAUGCAUUCGUGGAUGGGGUCUUCCUUCUUCCUUUCGCGCCUCCCGAGCUUCGUACGGCGGCCCGGAAUAGUCUCUUUUCGAACGCCAUCACCAAAGCGAACAUCGACAAGGCCAUCGCUGCAUUCCAGGCCAUCGUCAAGGUUCUUCCCGUAGACUCCGUCGUCGCCGGAUGGGUGAAUAAUAUCGUGCAGGAACUGCGGGAGAGCAAGAGCGUGACCGAGAUCUUGGUUAAGAUGCUGAAGCCAGGGGAGAGCGUAGAUGAUUACUCGAUGAAGCGGGAUGCAGCACUUGCCCAGCUCGGGAAGAGCCCGGGGCUGGAGGUGAUGCGGGAAUUCCUGUCUUACUCUGCAGUUCCAGUGCCCGAUCCACGAGGUGUAUACUUGGGGAUGCUGCGCUGGGACUCGCAGGCAUCCGUGGAUGCGGGUAACACCCAGGCGCUGACCUCGCCAACUCCGGAAUUGGGGGCUUUCUUCGGCACCUUCGAUCCUAAAGCUUACGUCGAAAUGAGACAGAUCGAGGGACCGUAUUUCGACCUGGCUACCGUGGCAAAAGGAGGGCAGGUUUUGGUGGUUGCCAUCAGACAGGUGAAUAAGACCGACGAGGCUCAAUUCCAGCUCCUCCGUAGACGAUACGAGAGACUUCUCGCUUCUCAAAGUGGAGUCCUCCAGAUUUCCGAGUUCCAAGUCAUCAGAGACAGCUUCUUGCCGAGCAACGCGGAUCCGAACCCGAUGAACCUGAAGGUGGGGAUCGUGGUCGCACAGAGCAAGGACAAGUGGCAGUCGGCCGUGAACGCCUUGAGCAGGGAUCCCGUGACUACGGCUUACUUUGCCACCUUCACCCCGGUGGCUUAUCAGUAUACCGUUGCAGCCUGAUCCGACGUUUGAUUCACAGACAAGUUCGACCCAGAAGAAUAAAGUCUGAUUUCAUCAGAGCAUA